GGAGGGAGAUCUGAAACUCCCUCCAAAUGGAGACGAGAGGGAGAGAGAAGUCUCCAACAGUCCAACUCCAGGUCAUCGUGUAGUCGGAAGCUUCCCAUUUCGCCAGUGCGGAUGGAUGCUGUGUAAGAAUUCCAUGUGUCGCGGCGUAUUUUUAACGAAUUUGUAUCUUCAUGUUGACACAGUCGCUUUCAAGAUCAGAGAAGCUCUGCACUGGGACCAUGCUUACCAAUAG
Ilex paraguariensis (yerba mate) is the source of this 232-nucleotide messenger RNA. NCBI's taxonomy places the organism in Eukaryota, Viridiplantae, Streptophyta, Magnoliopsida, Aquifoliales, Aquifoliaceae. The record is from the annotation of a GenBank genome assembly.